Oncorhynchus mykiss (rainbow trout) is the source of this 7027-nucleotide messenger RNA. RefSeq names its product fibrosin (gene fbrs). Lineage: Eukaryota; Metazoa; Chordata; Actinopteri; Salmoniformes; Salmonidae. The record is from RefSeq and is a predicted model, not a curated record.
UUUAACAAAUCUGAUAAAACAGACCCUGACAUGUUCAGACCAACUAUGUCCACUUGGUGGCAGCAAGGUACUUGCAGUGGUAUCAAUUUCCCAACUACCCAGAUUGAAGAAGAGGACUCGCUGAAGCACACAAUGCACUUCUGACAAGGGUAGUAUCGCCUAAAUCUUCAUAUCCUAUUUGUUUAAAAAUAUAAUAAGUCGUUGGAGAAUCGUGCUAUUUUGUGUGUAUUUGAAGACUGUGGUCAGCGUAGAUUUGGUUCGACCGGAAACGUCGGCAAAUAACUUCCCCCUACACAGUGCAUUAUUGUGUGGGCCGCUGACGGAGUUGUUCUGCCAGGGGUUUGGUCGACACCCUUAUCAAUGGAACUCCAGAUCGAGGCUUCCAUAGGGCCUUGAAUAAUUUCGUCUUUAAUGACUGUUAUGCGAAAACAAAUUGGUGUAGGAAGAGACACAUCGAUAACACACGGAUGGUGGGUGGCCAAACAGUCGCCAUAUAACUUCAGUCUUGGUGUAAACAAAACCAUUUUUGUGGAUUAGUUAGGUCUUAUACGAUAAUACAACCAUUCGUAUCGGGCCCAUCGUCAGACUGGAAAAUGUUAGCUAGCUUUACUCCCAGCUGCUGCAGGGUAGUUAUGGAUUUUGUGCUAAUCAAUAUUUCAGACGGUUUUUAAAGAAUGCGUUUUACUCAAGUAACGUGCCUACUCCGUGAUAACUAGCUACAUUGAGUUUGCGAUACACAUGCUAAUUAGCUACUAAUUAGCUACCCAAGGUUAGCAUAAUAAAGCACUUACAUGUAUGUACAUACAUGUAUCUAUGUAGCAUUAGCCUAGCUAGCAGCUAGCAAGUGGAUAUAAUUCUCAUGUAUUGCUCAAGUUAGCUUAGCUACAAAAACAGUUAACUGUCUAGCUGCUUAUAAGUGUGGCUGCGCUAAAUUAGUUGGAUAAGCAGUGAUAUAUGCUUUAAACUAGCAACACAUAUCUUACUCUGGUUAUUUUCCGUGGCAGGUAAGCUAUCUAUCGAGCUAUUGUCCGUUUAGCUAGUUAGCAGUUAAGCUAUCAUUGGCUAAUGAGCGAUUUUAGCGAGCUCAUUUGUCAGCUCUUGCCGAAAUUUUAAUUGGAACGAGAUGGGUAUGCUUCACAUUUCAGUAUUACAUCAGUAAACGUAACAUUGCUAUAAAAUACACGUUUUGGGGGAAAAACGGCUAACUACGCAAGUUGGUUAGCUAGAGUUAGUGAUUUUGUUUACAUACGCAUAUUUGGUUUUUGUCUUGCCAGCUAGCUUUUGAGACUUAGAAUCAGCCAUGUCUUGACAAUAGCUUCCUGGGGUUUCUCCUGCUGAACAGUAAUACCAACAAUUCUGGAAAUAAAGAUAGCAUCUUCGUGCAUUGACAUGACAGUCAAAGUUCGCCGAGAGAAAAGCACAGAUGCCAUCCUGUCCGCAAAAGACGCUAAAUAAUAGACUACUAUUAACGCCAUUUUAAACAGGGGCUCCGUUGUGGGCCUGUGUUGGUGUUUCUUUUUGGUCUAAGGAAAGUGCCACCGUGCCGGAUUUUUCAAGUGCCUUCGGUCAGACUGGGACUGGUGCUUUUUUUUGACAUGGAAGGUCCGAUUCGAAGUAGUGUGUUCAGACACAGCCGACGCUCCCGUUCUCAACGAGACAGAGAGCGGCGCAGGAGAAGAGUAGACCUCGCUGUGCAGCGGGCCACAUCGCCCUCCUCGGGCUCGGAAAGGGAGCUUUGUGGAUCAGGAUCUGUACACGGUCCUGGAGGUAAAGAAUCUCGAACCAGCCCCAGACACAGGCCUCCUCGACGGAGGAAGCGAGUGUCGGUGUCCUGCGAGGAGGACAUCAUCGAUGGCUUCUCAAUUGCCAGCUUCAUCAGCAUUGAGGCCCUGGAGAUGGACUGCUCCAUGAAGCCUAACCAACGUGCCGCCAUGCUCAUGGGGAGGGGGAGCAAGAGAAAAAGGGGCCCAAAGGAGAAUGGCAGAGGGCUCGUCUCAGAGCCAGAGGAAGGGGCCCUACCCAGCUUCUCCCGCAGCUGUUGUAAUAGGAAUAGAAAGAAGAGAAGAAAGACCGAGGUUAAGGUUGGGAGCAUCCUCUUCUUGGAGACUGGCUACAUUUGUGACACAGAGAGCGAGUCAGCAGAUAAGGCCUCUGACAAUGACAUGGAGCCAAUGUUCACUGUCAGCACCAGGAAAGUUAUGGAGCCUAUCCCUGUGAGCGUUGCCUCUUCUAUGGGCAAAGGCUGCCCUCUACUACCACUACCAGGCCGCUGUGGCCUCUCGCGGCUGGCGGUCACCCCACGUGUCUCUGGCCUGGAGCGCAGCCAGGAGAGGAGCCUGGAGCCGCCUUACCCCGAGCCCCUGUCUACCUCCUUCUCCUGCCUGCCGUCCCUCUCCCCGGCCACGGUCACACGGCCCGGCCAGCUCAACGGCGGCAGCAGCAACGGCCUUCACCACCACCCCCACCACGACCCCAGCCCACCGCGCUCCAAACACAAGCCCUUCCUCACCUUCCCCGGGCGACACCCAUCCAUCUACAACAUGGGCAUCAACAACAGGAACGGUACCUCAGUCAAACCCCAGUCCUCUUCUGCUGCUUCUUCAUUGUCGUCUAUGCGACCCCCAACUCCCUCUACCGGUUUAUCGAUGUCCCUCAUGAGAGGUCCAGGGUCGUCAGGAUCUCUACGCCCCCCUUCGCGUUCCGGCUCCCUGUUCACCUCCUCCCCUGGGCUUCCCCCGCCACCUCCUCUCCUCACGUCCCACUCAGGAGCAGAACAAGACCUGCUGCGCCAGGGCCUGAACUCUCACUUCCUGGCUUCACAGGACCGCGAGGGCCGCCGCAGCGUCCCUGGGGCUGAGAGUAACGGUGGCGGGCCAGGCCGCUCAACUCCCGGAGGUCCGUCGGGGGCCAGCUCCAGUUCGGGCUCCUCAGGCCGCUCCUCACAGGCCAGCGUCCAGCCACUGGCCUUCCAAUUCCACCAGCACAACCACCAGCACCAGCACACACAUACACACCAACACUUCACCCCCUUCCUGCACCCCAACACCUCCGCACCACCGCCUCAGCACCUGUUUGAGAAGUAUGGCAAGAUGGAGGGGCUCUACAGAAACACUUUCUUCCCACAGUACCCUGCUCCCUCGGCGCCAGGCAUCCAGCCUGUGCUUCCUCCCACUGGGCCCUUCAGCUCUUUGCAAGGAGCCUUCCAGCCUAAGCCUCUUGCCCCCCAGAGAACGAGUCCUGAGAUGACCGCUCGACUGGGGGGUGUGCCUCACCACCUGCAGCCCAAAGACCCCAGGCUAACUGAUCCAUUUGGGACGUCGUUGAAAGUCAGUAAUAAACCAGGGAAGUGGUGUGCAAUGCAUGUACGUGUGGCAUGGAUGAUUCUGAGCCAUCAGAAGAAGGUGAAGCUGAUGCAAGCAGAUCCUCACAAGUUGGACUUCCGUAACGAGCUGCUGGCUCGUCUUCCAGGGGCCGGGGGUCUGGGCCCUCUGGGGCCCCUCGGAGGUGGCCUUCCGUCUGCCCACGACCUGAACCGACCUGCCAGCCUCUUCACAGCUGCUGGUGGAGUCAAUCCAUCAUCUCCUUUCAUCCCACCAUCAACGCCCCACUCCUCUUUCCUCACCCCAACUGCACACUUAGACCCGUACGGCCGCUCACCUCCGUUUGCACCUCUCGGAGCCUUGGGCUCUGGUGCCUUCGGGGGACUGGGCAGCCCUACGCUGGCUAACAGCUCAGUGUUUGGCCACAAGGAGCCUCCUGCAGUCGGGAGCUUACCCAACCCUCAUGACCCAUGGAACCGGCUGCACAAUGGGCCUCCCCCAUUCGCCGGCCCCAGCUGGGCCAAGGGGAGUGAGAAGAGGGAUGAGCGGGACCAGGGGAAGGACAUGGAGAGGAGAGAGAUUAUUCACAUCAAAGACGAGAAAGACCGAGACAAUAUGCUAUAUGGUCGUCAACCUGUGCGGAUGUCUCCGGUCUCCCCGGCCCUCAAGCUCCAGCAGCAUCGCAGCAGCACCCCUGUCUCCCACAUCAACGGACAUGGGGGCCCCCUUGGAGGCCCCAGCGGUCUCACUGAGGAUCUGACACGCAGCCACAGCAGGGACCGAGACGGGGACAAGCGACCGCUCUCCUCCAGGCCACCUCCACCAGGCCCUUCGUCCUCAGCAGCUGCAGCAGACAGAGACAGGCCUCGCUCCUCUUCUUCCUCCGUGCUGACGACUCCCCCACCCUCGGGACCCGGUGCCCCCUCGCCCUUGGAUCUGUACCCCCGUCAGCAGCCCCCAGCGCAGCACGGACUACAUAACGAACUCCCCCACUCCUCACAAAGAGAGGGAGGCCCCCCUGCCUUAUCCUCAGCCACAGUCACCUCUCUGUCCCAGGGCAAGAAGCCUGACCGAACCACCACCCCGUUGCCCAAGCCUCCACCCCUCUUCCCCCCGGUCAAGGUCAAGGAGGAGCGGAAGGAAGAACCGGAGCCCGUGCCAAUCUCCCUGCCGCCUUCCCUGCCCCCCAGCCACAACUACGAUCGGCCCAACAGCCGCCCUCACCACCACCGCUCCGCCACCCCCUCUUCUCGCUCUCUGACUCCCACACCCAGCUUGCCCCUGCCUCCUCCCACCCCGCACAACCCUCACCAUCACCUCUCCAUCCUGGAGCGCUCCCGAGCGCAGGCCGCCAUUGAGGCCUACCUAGGGAGCACACAAGGGGCUGGCGGGAUAGUAGUGGGUCCAGGGGGAGAGAGGUUCUCCACCCAUCCCCACGGCCUGCCCCAGGGGCAUGGCCAGCACCCCCACAGCUUCCCAUGGGACCCAUGGAGGGAGCUCGCCGCCCAACAGCAGCAGCAGCAACGCCGGGAGGCCAUGGCUCUGCGUUCAGACCCCCACCUGGCGCUGCGCUCCGACCCCCACCUGGCCCGGCUGCUCCAGAACCAGCACGCUCAGCGCUUCUUGGAGGCCGAGAGGGCGGCUGCCAUGGCAGCAGCGGUGGCUGCAAACAACCCUCACCACCACCCUCCUACCUCCUCCGCCUCCUCGGCCCGCCAGGAGUUUGGCCUGAUGGCCCACAACUUUGACCGCCCUCCCCAGCUGGGUCCCCAAGGUGGCGGGCUCAUGGAUGAGCAGCAGCGUGCCCAGAUCCUGAGGGAAGACUUUGAAAGGGCACGCUACUUUGGGAUGCAUUCUCACCCGCACCUCUCGGGCUCCCACCUCCCACCGGGUUCUCACUCUGCCCACCUGGAGCAGCUGCAUGCUGGGAUGCUCUCCCACUCACACCUCCACCAGCCUGGAGCUUCCAACCACUCGCCCCACCACCCCGGCCUUUACUCGCGCCUGGGGCCUCUACACGCGCACCACGUGCCCAAUGGCAUCCUGGCCAAGACCCCUGCUGGCCUGGUGGGGGCACUGUCCGUAGGAGCCCCCCCUCCGCUCAUUCCAUCUGUGACCAGCAGGUCUUCCACCCCAACCCGUAGACUGGGUGGGCCUGGGGACUUGGCCAUGUACUCUCACAAAGACAGCGAGUCCAGAUAGUACAGGGACACACCGGAGGAGUCAAAGGGAAACGUCAGGAUUACUUUGCUGCUCUCACUCUGCUUCCUGAAACACACAACUCACUAAGGCUCUAGACCAGAGAUGGGCAACUCCAGUCCUUGGGGGCUGGAGUGGUGUCACACUUUUUCCCCAUCCCUAGCAAACUCAGAUGAUUCAAAUGAAUGUGAUUAUAAACUGAAGAUCAUGAUUAGUUGAUAAUUAAGUCAGAUGUGUUCGCUGGGGCAAAAGUGUGACACCAAUCAGGCCCCUGAUGACUAGAGUUGCCCAUCUCUGAUCUCGACCAAUGAGCCCUCCAAAUGGUGUUGCUGGGUUUGAAGAUAGGGAUAGAUAUGAGGAGACUUGUAUGGGGGCGACACAGCACAUUCACAAUGGUUCAAUCAGUGCAAUUUUAAGGUACAUGGUUUCUGUGCUUCCUAGUGUUUUAUUAUUUUAAGGUUUGUUCUUUGUCCAUAUGAUGUAUACAAUAAUGGUAGCUGUACAAAGAGGCAGAGAGAAGGCUUUCCCAAUUGAAUAUGAUCAGGUUUCAAGCAAGCUUUUUCAGGUGUGAUAAGAUGAGCUCUGAGAGAUGUGCACAUUUUGUACACAUGAAUCGUUCAUCCUUCUCUUGUUCCAACUCAUGGGGAUAUUUAAAUCCCUUUGCAUAAAUAAAACGUUGGGAUGUUUUCUGGAUGAGCAAAAUAAUUAUGGUAGCACAGUAUAAUUCUCUUUUUUUUUUUGUCCACUGUAAUUGUGAAAAGACUAGAUUAUUGAUGAAACUUUUGAAGAUUCUAAAUCUAUAAAGAACCGUAUGCUUCUGUACCUCUUCUCCUCACCACUCCUCUGUGAUCUAAGAUCCUUGGCUCCACCUCUUGUAUUUAAUAGAAAGAAAGACUGAUGUAUACUGUGCCGACACGGUGGACAAUAUUUCUCUUCUGACUUGACAUAUGAGCAGGACCCUAAUAUAGUAGUCUAGUGAAAUUGCCUUUGUAAUUAUUAUUGUUAACAUUUUAUCUUCUAUAAUGAUAAUAAAUAUAUUCACUGUUAUUUGUCAUUGUUUCAGGUAUCACCAAUGCACUCCCCUUUCAGUAACAAUUUCAAGUUGUUCCACAUCAAGCAGUAACAGUUGUUUGACGGAAAAAGGAAAUGCUUGUAAACGUGAGUAAGACAACCAUAACAACCUCUGGCUUCUUCGUGGAUCAGAUCUUUGAAUAUAUGAUGACUACACUGAGGGAGGUUUGUGUUGGUGUCACAUCACAUUUUGGACUAUGAAUGCCUGCCGGCAAGUCAUUUUCACGUUGACGCUCCAUGAACAAAGAUAAUUUAUAUACAUGGAAGAACAGGAGGCUUUAAAAAAGAAUCGGUACACAGGACUGGACUAUGGGUAUACUGAGUGAAGGAAAAGACAUUUGGGUCGAUUUAUUUUAAUAAGACCAUUUUAUACCUUUCAAACCCCUUCCCCUAUAGUCCACAAAGAUGAAUUAUUAAAAUAACUGUUGGUUACUUGA